UGCCAGUUUGUCUUCAGGUAUACGCCACGCUGACCUCUUCACACCUGGAACUAACCAUGCACUGUUCCCGAGGACUGCUGAUUCUGGGGCUAUCUCUUGUUCUUCUGACCGAGAUUCAAUGGACACUAGCGAAGCCGACCCAGUCAGUGGAUCAGGCCCUCGCCCACAUACCAAAACAUCCUUUCUCCGCCACGAUGUGCGCCGCCAUCUUGAAGUUUGACUGCAGUCAUCACAAAGUCACAGACGACGAGACAAUGUGUGGCACCGACCAAGUCACCUACCCCGACCACUGCGUGUUUGCCAAGGCCAGCUGCCAACCAUCAUCUACCAUUAAGUUGGAUUACGAAGGAGCGUGCGGCACGCAACCCCAAGACAGUCACAUGACCACCAUUCCUCCAAGCACCGUCACCUGGGGCCAUGACCCGGGAUAUGACCUGAUCAAAGACGUUUUCUGUGACAACAUCAACACCAUCAUCUGUGGGAAUCACGUAGACUCCGACAUUUGUGCCACGGACGGGAAGGUGUACACGAACCAGUGCCUCUUUGCCAAAGUGAAAUGUUUCAAGCCUGACCUGGAGCCGACCAACCCCGCGAAGUGUCACGAGAACGGCCUCCCCUUGAAGUCAACACCGAAGUCUGUUCUGAUUGGAUAAAUUCACACCCCAUGUGACGCCUGAAGUGUUUCAAUGUUUCUGGUGCCAUGAUAAACCUGUAAUUAAACAAUACUGACACUAGUUUCCGUUCUGUAAAUAUUCUCGUGACAUUAAAAACCAUUACCAAA
Molecule: messenger RNA, 781 nt
Organism: Haliotis rufescens (red abalone)
Lineage: Eukaryota; Metazoa; Mollusca; Gastropoda; Lepetellida; Haliotidae
Product: follistatin-like
Exons: 4
Coding region: 57-653 (198 amino acids)
Molecular function (GO): protein binding
Source: RefSeq, a predicted model, not a curated record